ACAGAUCGCCAGCUAUGUUAUUGUGAUGAACGCUUAAAUAUCUAGGCAGCGUAUUAACUUUUUAAAUUCUGUAAUAAGACAAGAUUAUAAUCACAAUAAAAAUUUUCUAUGAAUUUGAUGAAAAUUGACUCUGAUCUCCACUUUCUCUAUGACUUCGAGUCCGUUCAACUCUCAAGAGUUUCCCCGCUCGUUUUAUAUGCCAACACCAGACCUAAAUCUUCCAAAAUGUCUACGUGAUUCUGCCAUAGGUUCACAAAGAAAAUUUCCAUCAGAUGCUAUGCAAGAACCUCUUGAGUCAUCCAGUAGAUUCUUAUCAGACUGGCCCAUAAUAGAUCAAGAAAAGGUAAUGAAUAGCUCCAUUUAAAGUAUUCGUCAAAAUAAUACAACUAAUUGAAUCCACUUAGUAUGAUAAAAAAUUAACUGAGAGCUGGUCCUCACCAACUGUAGAUGCAAAAAAGCCUCAGAGAGCAAAGGAAAAUUACACUAAAAGAUCUACAAGAAUCCCUAAAAGAGUUGACAACUAUUUCAAAAGGCGAGAAGAUGUUAAACGUUAUAAUUCAAAAUCUUACGAUGGUAAAGAUUCUACAACCUCAAUAGAAAAUGAUAUCGAUUCUUAUAAAGAAAAUAACAGUGCAGAUUCCUCUACAGUUGCCAAGUAACUAUUAUUUUCGGACAAACGUAUGAUUAUUUCUCUUUCUUUCUCUUAUAGAUAUUUAGAAAGAUUUCGUACAGAAGAGCCAAAGAGUAGGGAGGAACGUAGUAAGCCAAACGAAAAAGAUUUCUGGUGGUUAAAAGAUAAUCAAAAAUCUUUCAAAACACUUGAUGAUUUAAGAGAAGAAAGAAAGAACUUAGAGGAAGAAUUACUUAGACAAAGUAUUGAGUCGAAUAAUCCUUGGAGAGACAGAACCUUUUUAGAAUUGCAAGCCAAAGCUGAUAAAUUAAUAGAAAAAAGCUCCAGUUUAGCAUCUGAUAACGAAUGCAUUGCUCUCGUAUCAACGGAUGGCUUAAAAUCUCACGACUCAUCAGAUUUAUCAUCGCAUUUAACAAGCGUUUCACAGAAGCUACCAAACCGCCCACAAUAUUCUCAAUCGAAAAUUCAAUUAGAUAAAUCAGAUCUCAUCGCCAAAAGCAACGAUAUUCUUGCGGAAUGGAGAGCAAAACGAAAAUAUCAACCGCAGCAACCAAAACCCAGGGAAAACAUAGACGAAACUGAUAUUAAAAGCUUGGAAGACAAGGUUGCAGAUAUGAGAAAAGAAUUAAAAUCGUUUACAUUCCGAGUGUCUGGCAAACAAAUAUCCCCUUCUUUACAAAGAUUCAAUAGAAACACUUCCCUGCUUUUACAACCACCAUCCUCUUCUAGCUUUUGCCAUUGUAGUGCGUCUCAUGUCGCGGAGAGUAAAGACAAUACACCGGAAGUUGGUUUGACGAUACCAGCUGACAAAAUAACAACACCAAUUCUACAAACAUUAUCCACAAGUUGUCAAACUAAUUUUAACAAGUUUGAAGUAGAAAAGGAGGAAAAAGGAGAAAUUGCUGACAAACAGGAAAUUGUACUAUGCUCUACUGGUUGUCAAACAAAUGGUGAAAAAAAAAUGGUUGAUACAGAAACAGACGUUCAAUUAAGCUUAGAAAUUGAGGAGAAUGAAACUCUAACAAACACUCCAGACGGUCAGAUUAAAGAAAGGGUCGAAGAUACAAUCAGUCACGUUAUAGAAAAAUCUAUUUACGGCUUAGAACAGGAAGUACCGGAAAGAGAUUUUGUUGAGGCUGUUGAAAACGAAGAAGACAAUUUGAAAGAAGAGCAGAAUGGUUUAGAAUUUGAAAAAGUUCUCGAUUCUAUUCUAGAAUCAGAUGAGGAAGAAUUUGCAGACGAUGUAAUAUUAGCAAAAUUAAGGGAACAACGACAGCAUUGCCUAAAUAGAUGGAAAAAUUAUUGCACACUAUUGAAUAGUGAAUCAUAGUAAUAGUAUUAAUAAAACAUUGCUUUUAAAUUAAAAAAUACAUUUUACGUUAACGUUAUAAAGUUUUACUGUCAUAAAGAUGUAAGAGACGUUCCUCAGCUACUCAUUUAUAUAUUUAUCAUUCUCGUCAACUAAAUCAUUUAUAACUCGAUUACGUUCGUCCAAAAUCUGUUUUUUAUACUGAAAAUAAAAUAGUAAACUAAAUAUUUUACAUAAACAGAAA
Molecule: messenger RNA, 2184 nt
Organism: Dimorphilus gyrociliatus
Lineage: Eukaryota; Metazoa; Annelida; Polychaeta; Dinophilidae
Source: the annotation of a GenBank genome assembly